AUGACGAAUUCUAGCAGUGACAUUCGUGUGGUAGUAGGAAUUGAUUUCGGAACAACUUAUUCAGGAUUUGCCUACGCGAAUGUCAACACGCCCAAUAGCAUAGAGACCAAUGAUACUUGGCCCGAAAACAAAGGCGAAUUCAAAACAAAUACGGUGAUUCGAUAUGAUAAAAAGCUCAAUGUUAUCAAGUGGGGUUUACCUGCUUUAGCUGAAAAGAUUUCAAGAAAGAGUGGAAAUUCAAAAUCUGAAGAAGCUCAGAUUGCUGAGUUAUUCAAGCUUCAUCUCGCCGAAAUUGACGAAGAAGAAAAACCAAAGUUACCUUUAGGUUUAGAUCCCAGAAAAGCAAUCACUGAUUAUUUAUGUGAAGUUAGAAAGCUUAUAAAAUCCAGAAUAUCUGACCGAUGGCCGGGAUUGAUUUACUUUAAACAUGUUCGAAUUGUUCUCACUGUGCCUGUUGAAUAUGAUGAGAGAAUUCGCGCUAUCAUGCGACAAUGUGCCUACGAUGCGGAUCUUAUACUUACACUUGAAUCAGAAAAUCUGGAAUUUACUACUGAACCGGAAGCUGCUGCAAUUCAUUGUCUCGAAAAUCUAAGUGAACAUCCCUUAAAAGAAGGAGAUUCAUUUAUGAUUGUUGAUUGUGGCGGCGGGACAAUCGAUUUGACAGUCCGCACGAUUCUAUCCGAUUCAAAAUUAAGUGAGCUCACAGAAAGCACUGGUGAUUUCUGCGGCUCCACAUAUAUCGACAAGGAAUUUAAAAAGUUUUUGGGUGCUAAAAUUGGAAAAUCAGCGCUUGAAUUUAUGGAAGAGAAGCAUUAUCCUCAGCUUCAAUAUUUGAUUCAAUACUUCUGCACCCAUGUAAAGAUUCCAUUCGAUGGCGAUGAAAGAAACUGGCGAAAUAAAGAAAUUGAUCUUGAAGAAGUUUGUCCCGUUAUUAUGCAAUAUGUCAAAGGCGACGAAAGAGAAGAGAUGGAAGAGUGCGAAUGGCUUAUCGAAUUAGACUUCCAGAUGGUUAAAUGUUUCUUUGACAAAGUCAUCGAAAAUAUUUUAAGGCUAAUCCAUGAACAACUGAUCAAGUCGAAAAAGACUAUUUCUGCAAUUUUUUUAGUUGGCGGGUUUUCUGAAUCCAAGUAUUUAUUACAUCGUGUCCGACAGGAAUUUAAUCGCCAAGUUUCGUAUAUCUCAGUCCCAUCUUAUCCAGUCACUAGUAUUGUUAAGGGUGCUGUUAUGUAUGGUCUGAAAAUGGAUAAAGUUAAAACACGUGUACUCAAAAAAACUUAUGGGAUCGAGCUUUACCGCGAUUGGACUUUCAAAGAUCCAAUUGAAAGAAUGAAAAUUGUAGAUGAACAAAGGAAGAUUUUAGUUUUCACGAGAUUGGCUAAAAAAGGGACUGAAGUUCUUGUUGACCAAGCAUUCACAAAAAUGGUUUAUCCGGUGCAUAAAGAACAGCUUACAUGUGAUUUCUCCAUCUACAGAAUUAAUGCUGACGAUGGCAAAUACUGUGAUGACCCAGAAAUGAAACUCUUUGGGACACUUACUUUGGACAUUCCCGAUAUUCAUCUUGGUUUAAAUCGUCCAAUGGAAUUCACUUUGACCUUUGGACAAAUGGAAACGCGUGCUUUUGCGAAAGCACUUAAGUCAGGAAAAACGGUUCAAGCGAAUUUUAAAUUAGAGUUGUAA
Messenger RNA from Ambispora leptoticha, 1677 nucleotides. Lineage: Eukaryota; Fungi; Glomeromycota; Glomeromycetes; Archaeosporales; Ambisporaceae. The record is from the annotation of a GenBank genome assembly.